AUAAAAUAAUGAGGAACGGAUGAAAACAUGACAAAAAGCUGUUAUAGGCAGUUCUUAAUUUUUUAUAAAUUCUAUUUGUUCAGUAAGCAUGUUUCACGUUGUGGUGUUACUUUGAAAGUGUCUAUUUUUAAAAAAUACAUUAUUUUGUUUUUAAUUCCCUAGAGAGUUAGUAGAAGAAAGUAAUAUUUUAGUUCAAAUUAAAACCUUCAAAAGAAAAAAAGGCUAGCACAUUAACACAAGAUAACAAAUCACAAUGGACAGAGACCCGAACAGUGGUUUGUUGAUCAAGAAAAGUAGCUUGAAAGAAAACAUCAGACCAGAAUGGACCAAGAAAUUUAAAAGUAAUAAUAAAAGAUCAAAAGGUGGUUACUCAAAAAGUUCAAUAAAAAUUCACGGAGUCGGUGACGAACUGCCAAAAAUGGCAACAGGAUCUAUUCCGUUCUCAACUACUACAAUGGAUAAAGUCGCAAAGACAAAAGCAACGAUAGAGUUAUAUUACACCACUUUGAUUGCCCACACACAAGAGAGAAAGGAAAGGGUUCAACAACUAGAAGAUGCUAUGGACAAGGAAGGACUUUCAGAGAAGGAGAAAGAUGCACGGAGAGCGUUGUAUGCAUUACGUGAAACAGAGUUCUUACGUUUAAAAAGAACAAGGAUUGGGAGAGAGGAUUUUGAAUCCCUGAAAGUUAUAGGAAGAGGAGCAUUUGGCGAGGUGCGACUAGUACAAAAGAAGGACACAGGUCAUGUAUAUGCUAUGAAAAUUUUACGAAAGAAAGAUAUGUUGGAAAAGGAACAGGUUGCGCAUGUUCGGGCAGAACGCGAUAUACUUGCAGAGUCUGAUAAUUCUUGGGUGGUCAAGAUGUACUACUCAUUUCAAGAUCAAACUUGCUUGUACUUAGUUAUGGAAUUUUUACCGGGAGGUGACCUUAUGACGCUGUUAAUUAGAAAAGAUACAUUCACAGAAUCACAAACACAAUUUUAUGUAGCUGAAUCUAUACUGGCAAUAAAUUUCAUUCAUCAAUUAGGAUUUAUACACAGAGAUAUCAAACCAGACAAUCUUUUAUUGGACGCCAAAGGACACAUCAAAUUAUCAGACUUUGGACUGUGUACAGGCCUAAAAAAAUCACAUAGAACAGAAUUUUAUCGUGGCAUAACACCCGCAUCAGUUGCAGAUCUGUGCGACCAUGUUGGAACGAAACAAAAAGCAAUGACUUGGAAAAGAAAUAGAAGGCAAAUGGCUUAUUCCACAGUCGGAACACCCGAUUAUAUUGCACCAGAAGUUUUCACGCAAAGCGGAUACGAGAAGUCCUGUGAUUGGUGGAGUUUGGGAGUAAUUAUGUUUGAAAUGUUAAUUGGAUACCCGCCAUUUUGUUCUGAAACACCACAAGAAACUUAUCGAAAAGUGAUGAACUGGCGCGAAACGUUAGUGUUUCCUGUGGAAAUGCCUAUAACAAACACUGCUAAGAAUAUGAUACAAAGUUUUUGUACCGAUGCAGAACAUCGCCUAGGCCGAAAUUCAGGAAUCAACGAAAUCAAAAUGCAUCCAUUCUUCAGAGGUGUCGAUUGGGAACAUAUUAGGGAGAGACCUGCUGCUAUUCCAAUCGAAGUAAAGAGUAUUGACGACACUUCUAACUUUGACGAUUUCCCAGAUGUAGACCUAUCAUGGGGUCCUAUACCAGAGAAAAGCGAAACGAACAAUAAGGACUGGGUGUUCCUGAAUUACACUUUUAAACGAUUCGAAGGCUUAACUCAACGAGGUUUCAAACCCUUAGCAAUAUGAGACAUAGUAACGCGUUGACGCGAUAACCAUUAUGGUUUCAUGUAUUGUACACGAGCAGUUCAGGGUCGAGAGAUUUAUAUACACUUAAUGACAUUUUUAAAAUUUUGGGAUGCUAUUCGUUCUGUUUUGGUGUGAACAGAGAUUUCUCGACGAUUUUUCGAAAACAUAUUUAUUUGGCCAUUGGCAACAAUCAAUGGUUAAAGAACCCCAGAGAGCCAAAUUUCGUGUUUUCUGCUGAUUGCCACUAUCGACGCAUAUCGCAGGUGAUCGACGGUCUCAUUAGCGUUACUACGCUCCACUGCUUCACCACGUGUUGUUCACACACGGAAAAAGAGUAUUAACUAUUUGUGUUAAAGAAUAAAUUUUAUAAUAUUUUCAGAUUUUAAAAGUUUUCUUGUGCCAUCAUUUCAAAAUGCUAUACGCAUACGAGGCUGACUUUAUGCAGGAUGCAUUUAUGAGUAUCAUAUACUAGUAUUAAAAGCCUUUAUAUUUUAAAUAAGGGUGCUGGUAUUUUUGAAAUUUAUUUUUAAGCUUUGCGAUCGUAGCUUUGUCUUUUCAAAGGUACGACAGUUUUUAAAAUAAGAUUUAUACUUGAGUAGCUUAUGCCUUAGCUGGCUAAGGCAAUUUUUGAAAAUGUUACCAGGUAUUGUAGAAAUGAGUGAAUAAAAGAACAAAAAAAUAGUUUUUAAAGUUAUAUUCGUUACGUCAUUUUGUGUGACGUUAUUUCUCAUCAGUCGUUAAGUUUUGUUAGUUGUGUCGUGUUUUAGUAAAAUGACGAUAACAAAAUAAUUUAUAUGCCGCGUUUUUUUUGUAAAAAUGUACAGUUAGAAAAAAAUCAACUUAUACUAUUUAAAA
Molecule: messenger RNA, 2635 nt
Organism: Hydractinia symbiolongicarpus
Lineage: Eukaryota; Metazoa; Cnidaria; Hydrozoa; Anthoathecata; Hydractiniidae
Product: serine/threonine-protein kinase 38-like
Exons: 15
Coding region: 254-1780 (508 amino acids)
Biological process (GO): intracellular signal transduction; peptidyl-serine phosphorylation
Molecular function (GO): protein serine/threonine kinase activity; ATP binding
Source: RefSeq, a predicted model, not a curated record